Staurois parvus is the source of this 1020-nucleotide messenger RNA. NCBI's taxonomy places the organism in Eukaryota, Metazoa, Chordata, Amphibia, Anura, Ranidae. The record is from the annotation of a GenBank genome assembly.
AUGUCAAGAUUUCUUCACUCCUUUGUCUCAAGCGUCUCUGGAGCUGUGCAGGACGUUCCGCGUCAUCGUUUACCGCUGCUCUGCGCAGCUGGGCUGGGCAUCACCGCCAUCGCCUCCUGGGUGUGGUGGAGGAGAACACAUUGGCAGCUGUCUCAGGUGGGCACAGUGUCGCAGCUCCUCAUAUACCCCAUUAAGUCAUGCCGUCCUGUCUCGGUUCAAGAGGCUGAAUGCUUGGAUCUUGGUUUGAGAAAUGGGGAGCUCGAAGAUCGGCACUGGCUGGUGGUGGCAGAGGACGGUCACAUGGUGACCGGCAGGCAGGAGCCUCGAAUUGUCCUGAUCAAUGUUAACAGGCUUGGAGACUCUCUUUGUCUUGAUGCUCCUGGAAUGGAGAAGAUAAUGGUGCCCUUUUCUCAGCCGAAGACCAACAAGGUGUUGGACUGCCGGGUCUUCGGAACUGACAUCCAAGGCCGAGAUUGCGGAGACGAUGUGUCUCGGUGGCUGACCGCAUAUUUUCAAAGCAGCCAGCCAUACCGCUUGGUGCACUAUGAGCCUGGUGUCAUGAAACCACGAAAGGCAAGGGAGCAGGAAAAACCAUUUCGGGACAAAGACAUCAUUGCUUAUUCAGAUGCUGGCCCUGUCAUGCUCCUUUCUGAAACGUCCCUGGAGGAGCUGAACAAGCGAUUAGAGAAUCCGGUCACUCUGGGAAAUUUCAGGCCCUGCAUUGUGGUGUCUGGAUGUGAGGCUUUUGCUGAGGAUGGCUGGAAUGAUGUGAAAGUGGGCACCACAGAGCUUAAGAGGGUCAUGGCCUGUGGCCGUUGUCUCCUGACCACAGUGGAUCCGAAUACCGGAGUCAUGAGCCGGAAGGAGCCUCUGGAAACGUUGAGGACCUUCCGAAAGAGCGAUUCUUCUUUGAGCCAUCUAUACAAGAACUCUCCACUUUUUGGGCAAUACUACGGAGUGGAGCAAACCGGGAAACUGAGAGUGGGAGAUCCAGUCUAUGUCAAGGUCCGCAAAGAUUAA